This is a messenger RNA of Metarhizium robertsii ARSEF 23, 393 nucleotides long. Its product is annotated as reverse transcriptase. The transcript has a single exon. Bases 1 to 393 code for a protein of 130 amino acids. The record is from RefSeq and is a predicted model, not a curated record. NCBI's taxonomy places the organism in Eukaryota, Fungi, Ascomycota, Sordariomycetes, Hypocreales, Clavicipitaceae.
AUGGGGUGGUGGCAGCGAUGGAACUCAAGAGACUCACGAGCCGCUCGGCCGCCACGGCACAGCAGCUGUUCAAAACGGCAAGUGCUUCCUGACGGUAGACUAUGCAAGGACAAACUUUUAGGGCUAGUCAACCUUGUUCAAAGGACUGGAGCUCAGGCAAUCGUUGGAACCUUUCUCACAGUGGCCGCUAGUGUAGUGGAGGCAGAUGCCCACGUUAUAAGCGUGCAAGAGCGAGACUGGCGGCGAAAGAUCAAGGUAUGGAUUUACAUUCACACUCUCCCAGACACGAAUCCCCUUCGUCGUGUUCACAUCGAGGAUUCAAAUGUUCUACCCAUCACGCAAAUCACCUUUCCACCAAGUGGCAUGCCGGUUAAAGGACGUUUCGGUGGAUGA